Messenger RNA from Miscanthus lutarioriparius, 1251 nucleotides. The record is from the annotation of a GenBank genome assembly. Lineage: Eukaryota; Viridiplantae; Streptophyta; Magnoliopsida; Poales; Poaceae.
AUGGCUUCUGAUGCUAGCACCAAAAUAUCAAAGCAACCCAAGACAGCAAAGACAUCUCUGAAGAAAGUUGUGAACCAUGUUAACCCUCCAGUUGCUUCUGAUAAGAAGACUGGUGAACGCCCACCUGACAAAGAUAGAAAAAAAGAUAUUCCUCAACCCCGUAUGCAAUUUGAUGAUGCACAUCGGGUGGUGAAAGCAAAGAAGCGUUCAGGUGUUAGCCAAUCAGAAGCUCGAAACAGGGUCGAACUGUUCAGACAUCUGCCUCAAUAUUCACAUGGCACUCAACUUCCUGACCUUGAGUCAAAAUUUCUUCAACCUGAUCUAAUGCAUCCUUCUGUGUACAAAGUUGGACUUCAGUAUCUGUCUGGUGACAUAUCGGGUGGCAAUGCUCGCUGUAUAGCAAUGCUUCUUGCAUUCAGAGAGGCAAUAAAUGAUUACUCCAUGCCUGCUGAAAAAAUUCUGAAUAGGGAUCUUACUGCUAAAAUCAGUAGCUAUGUGUCAUUUCUCAUUGAGUGCAGGCCUCUUUCAAUCAGCAUGGGCAACGCUAUUAGGUUUUUGAAGAACAGGAUUACCAAGGUACAACUUGCAUUGUCAGAGUCAGAAGCUAAAGUUAGUCUUCAAUCUGACAUUGAUCGCUUUAUAAAUGAGAAGAUAAUAGUUGCAGAUAAGGUCAUUGUUAGUCAUGCUGUCACAAAAAUCAGAGAUGACGAUGUCCUAUUGACAUUUGGGUCAGCCUCUGUUGUUGAAAUGAUUUUUGACCAUGUUCAUGAACUUGGAAAGAAGUUUCGUGUUGUGGUGGAGGUUACAAGAGUGUUUUUGGGCGCCUCUUCAGUACUAUCAAAUGGUACUGUCUACUCCAGAGUUGGGACAGCUUCGGUUGCUAUGGUCGCACAUGCUUUUGGAGUUCCUGUUCUAGUGUGCUGUGAGGCAUACAAGUUUCAUGAGAGGGUUCAACUCGAUUCUAUAUGCUUUAAUGAACUUGGUGACCCAGAUGCUAUUUCAAGAGUUCCUAGGGAUGAAAGUUUGAGCCAUCUCAAAAACUGGGCUGAGAACGAAAAUCUUCACCUUCUGAAUCUUAAGUAUGAUAUCACCCCUUCCGAUUAUGUUUCAAUGCUCAUAACAGAUUAUGGAAUGCUCCCACCUACUAGUGUACCAGUCAUUGUGAUUGGUUCCACUGAUAUGGAUCACUUAAUCAUUGUGGUCGGUUUCAAGUUCCUACCAGCAAGGAUUGCUGUUUUUGACUGUUCAUAG